Molecule: messenger RNA, 564 nt
Organism: Mycotypha africana
Lineage: Eukaryota; Fungi; Mucoromycota; Mucoromycetes; Mucorales; Mycotyphaceae
Product: sym-1
Exons: 5
Coding region: 1-564 (187 amino acids)
Cellular component (GO): membrane; cytoplasm
Source: RefSeq, a predicted model, not a curated record
AUGUUUAUAUUCGGUGGAUAUCAUCGACUACUUACCAAAAGACCUAUUCUGAUUCAAAGCCUAACAACCGCUAUUCUAUUUGGCGCAGGCGAUGUCAUUGCCCAACAAUUGGUUGAACAGCAAGGUUGGAGGAAGCAUGACCACUUUCGCACUCUUAGAAUGGGCAUUUUUGGUGGUAUAUUUGCUGGCCCAGUGUUAAGUAAUUGGUACCGUUUUGUAGAGAACAAAGUAAAUAUCAACCAACCUUUCCAACGGUUAGCCACGAAGGUAGCUUUAGAUCAAUUUGUAUUUGCUCCUUUUUUCAUAGCAGCCUUCUUUACAACACAAGGCCUGUUUGAAGGUAGACAAAUACAAGAAAUAAAUACAAAGUUAUCAGAUGGUUAUACAACGGCUCUUAUCGGCAAUUACAAGAUUUGGCCCGCCGUUCAAUUCAUCAACUUUUACCUUACACCAUUGAACUACAGAUUAAUGGUAACUAAUUUUGUAGCAUUGGGUUGGAAUGCAUAUCUUUCUACUGUUAAUCAAAGAACAAUAUCGAUAACCACAAAAAAAGUAACUGGGUAA